Megalobrama amblycephala (Wuchang bream) is the source of this 2842-nucleotide messenger RNA. RefSeq lists its product as uncharacterized. The coding region runs from base 105 to 2753 and encodes 882 amino acids. NCBI's taxonomy places the organism in Eukaryota, Metazoa, Chordata, Actinopteri, Cypriniformes, Xenocyprididae. The record is from RefSeq and is a predicted model, not a curated record. The transcript is spliced from 9 exons.
GUGACGUUAGAGGACUUUGAAAUGGAGCCGUUUAAAGGAGGAGGUUAUAUAGAAGAUAUUUGCGAGAUGACAACGAACCUGUACCCCGGACGACAAAAUAUCAUAUGGAGAAAAUUGAUCCAAUUGAUGAUGGAGACAGCUGUAAUUCUGAUUCAAUUGAAGAUAACAGCAUUUGGAAUCAUCCAGAGCAGUCCAUUGAUGACCAUGCAAAUAGAGACAGUGAUGCUACAGGUGCUGCAAGUUUGGACUCUGACAUUGAGCAACCCACUGGGCACGCUGUAGAUGACAGUGAUGAGGAAGAGUGGAGACCAAACGAUGAACCACAACAGUCCAUUGAUGACCAUGCAAAUAGAGACAGUGAUGCUACGGGUGCUGCAAGUUUGGACUCUGACAUUGAGCAACCCACUGGGCACGCUGUAGAUGACAGUGAUGAGGAAGAGUGGAGACCAAACGAUGAACCACAACAGUCCAUUGAUGACCACGCAAAUAGAGACAGUGAUGCUACAGGUGCUGCAAGUUCGGAUUCUGACUUUGAGGUUAAUGAUGACAUGAUGAGGUCCCCACUGUACAAAGGAGCAUUGGUUACUCUUGGACAAACCAUUCUACUUCUGAUGGCCUUUGCUGGAACUGUUGGAUUGACGCAAGAUGGUUUGCAAACACUUCUCCAAAUGUUAAUUAUCAUAUUACCACAAGAUUCCCACUUGCCAGCCACCAAAUACCUCUUAAAAAAACUUUUCAAAACUGGGAAAUAUGAUUUUCAUGUUUAUUGCCCCAACUGCUGUUGUGUUUUGGAAAAUAAUGAAUGCAAGGCAUGCAAUCAGUUUUUUGAAAAACCCAAAUUGGUGAAAAAUGGUAACUUCUUUUUUACACUUCCGCUUAUCGGCCAACUGAAACAUGUCCUAGAGACUUUGAAUCUCGGAGAGUCAUUGAACUACAGAAAGACCAGGCCAAGUAACUCUGACACAAUUUCAGACAUUAUGGAUGGAAAAUUGUACGAAGAAAUGUUCAAAAAGUCAAAUUUAAAAAAAGAUUACUCUUUUAGCUUUACUUUUAAUUCUGACGGUGUACCUAUCUUCAAAUCCUCCUCUUUUUCGAUCUGGCCCUUGUUGUGUUACAUAAAUGAGCUCCCACCUAAUAUAAGGAAAAAGAACAUGUUUUUAACAGGACUAUGGUUUGGUGUGAAAAAACCAACAAUCUCCACAUUUUUUAGACCAUUUAUCAACGAAAUGAAAACUCUUGGUUCAGCAGGUUUUGAGUGGUGUUUAAAGGGGAAAAUUAUAAAAUCUUACGUGUAUGCUGUAAUUUGUUCGUGUGAUAGUGUGGCUCGGGCUAUGAUACAAAAUAUCAAGCAAUUUAAUGGGAAAUUUGGCUGCAACUGGUGUCUACAUCCAGGGGAAAGAGUCGAGAAAGGUAAAGGAAAUGUUCAAGUGUAUCCAUACAUGGAAGAAGUGACCGAACGCUCUCACAAAGAUAUGGUUCAAUGUGGAAGUAAUGUAGUGGUUGGUGAAACCUUUGGUGUGAAAGGACCCACACCUUUGAUGUCGCUGCCUUUUUUUGACAUUGUCUCUGGAUUUAUUGUUGACUCCAUGCAUUGCAUUGAUUUAGGCGUGAUGAGACAGCUGUCUACCCUGUGGUUCGACAGUUCUUACCAUAGAGAGCCCUGGUAUAUUGGAACAAGGAUCAAUGAGAUAGAUAAGAAGAUGGAACAUUUUCAACCUCCAUCUAACAUCACAAGAAUGCCUAGAUCUAUCCUAACCAGAGCCUACUGGAAAGCCUCAGAAUGGCGAGCUUUUCUCUUGUUUUAUGCUCCCAUUGUUUUAAAAUCUGUUCUUCCAUGUAGAUUUUUUGAGCACUUCCUCCUUUUGUGCCAAGCAAUUUUUGUCUUGCAAACAACAACAAUAACACAGCUGGAGCUCUUUUAUGCAUCUCAACACCUGAAUGAGUUUGUGCGGAAUUUUGAGACCUUGUAUGGUAAAUCACAUAUGACAUACAAUGUUCACAUUCUUCUUCAUCUUAGUGACAGUGUCAGAAACUGGGGCCCCUUAUGGUGCUAUAGUGCAUACAGUUUUGAAGGAUGCAAUGGAUUUCUGCUGAAACUAUACAAUGGUACACAGUCUGUACCCUUACAGAUAGUAAGAUCUUUUCUCUUACUAAAACAAGUAGAAUGCAUUGGCAAGAUUGUGAUGACAAAUGCUCACCCUAGAGUGAAGCAGCUGUUUGACACAGUGCUCGAUGGUUAUAGUACAACUAAACAUGCAAGAAGAGUGAACGGCACUGUGCUUUUUGGACACGGUUGCUUUAGAGCUCUUGAUCUAUACGAAAGGGAUGCUAUUGAGCAACAUCUCGGAUACCCUGUCAGAGAUCAAGCUAUGUUUUACCACAAAGCUGUAGUUAACUCUCAAAUAUUUCUGAGCAUUAAUUACAGAAGAAAACUCAAAAGGGAUAACACUCUGGUCAAGAUAUCUGAUGGCAGUGUUUGCCAGAUAGUCUCAUUUGCCAAUGCUGUGAGUAACACUGGCUGUGAACAUGCAUUAUGUCUAGUGAGAAAGUGUGUGUCAAAACCAAGAUUGUAUCUUCAAGCCUACUAUGGUGAAUCUAGGUGCCAGAUUAAGCAUGUAAUGUCAAUACCAUCUGAAUUUGGUGAUUUGAUUGCUCUGGACAUAUGCCAACUUUCAGAAAAAUGCAUAGUGUAUAGAAAAGAAAGUGGUUGUGUUCUUUUUUGCUUAAUGCCAAACACUUUUGAGCGAGAUUAACAUCUGAGCAUGCCUGGUUACUUUGGCAGGCAGUAAGGUUCAAAUUUAAGAGCAAGGAUUUGUCUUGAGAAAUCAUUAUACUAAAGCCA